CCAUACGAGAAGGAUGGUUAGUUUUCAGGGAACCAUUUGUUGCUAGAACAGACAGCAAAACUAAGUUACACUUAGUACUAUUUUUACAAGCUCCCUGGAGACUUCCUUUCAAGGGAAGUGAAAUCAUUCAUGAGAAUGGGAAGUGAUUACACUGUUUUCAAACGAAUUUACCAAAUAAGACAACCGGUGUUCACUUUGACAGGUAACAACAACGUACUAGCGCGGAUUUAUCUGAUGGCGAAGGUUGAGAAUGAGCCCCAAUCAUGGCAACGGGAUAUCGUUUAGAUAAAAACGGUGAUGAAGAUCCAGAAAUUUGCGUCACAUUAAGACCAGAAUACGUUGCAAUUGGACAUGGCGGAACUAUUAAACUCGAGGGAGAAAUUUCGCCCCACAGAGCCGAUUAUGAAAUCAAAUGGUACAAAGAUCUUGGAGAUGGCCCCGAAUUGAUCGACACUGGACAAAUAAAGUACACUGGUACCAGGAAUUCUGAACUCGUGAUCAACAGAGUGGAAGAAAACAAUGCAUGUCACUAUCAUAUGGAGGUUUCCCUGCGAAAUAGAAAAAUCGCUUGCAGCAAGAAGUCAGUUGUCCACUUAUUUGGUCAUAAACACCGGAACAUAUUGACAGUGGAGGAAAAUAACUUUGUAAGGUUUGUUCUCCUUGUUAAAAUUAGCGAGGACGCUCUCAGAAUUUUAUUUGACACACUUGUUCCUCCAUCAACAUUAGAAAACCAUCUUUUCGAGCAUGAGAGUAAACUUGUAAAGAGAUGUACAGCAGAGCAAUGUCAUAUAUUGUAUCCAGAUAAUGAGGUAAAGGUUUCCUCAGCAGAUUUUGAUGCAACCUUGAUAUACACAUUACUAAGAAAUACCCUUAGUAACGGUAAACAGAGGAAUGAUAUCAAAAAGCCAAAAAAUGGCUGGGGCAAUGAUCCAGAUACGAAAAGUAUUCGUAUUGCAGAUGAUGUUGAAAGAAUACGGUUACAUAGGAAUUUUACUUUCCAUGACAAAACAAGAUGGCUUUCAUCAGAAGAAUUUGACAAGAAAUGGAACGAUUUGGCGAGGGUUAUUCAUAGAUUGUGCGACGGGAAACUAGACGAUGAAGUUGCCAAAUAUAAAGUGAAACAUUUAGAUCUUGGAAUAGAUCUUAUCCAAUUUGAAGACACGGAUCAAUUGGAAUUGGAAAACUGGAGAGAAGACGACCAUGUUUUUAUAAAAACGCGGGCCUACUAUGAAGUAAUGAUGUGCAUACGUACCAAAAAAUGUGUUGUAAUUAUCGGGGGUCCUGGAUCAGGGAAAGUUACAACCGCUAGGCACUGUGCCUUAGCUCUUCAGGAGGAAGGUUGGAAAAUAAUUGCAGUUUCAUGCGUAAAACAAAUCAGACAGCAAAUUCAGAGUUAUUCGUCAAAACAUAAUUCGACGGGAUGUGUAUUUGUUAUUGAAAAUCCCAUUGGUAGAUACAAAUUGAAUCUCAGUGAAUGUGAAGGCUUGAAAAACCACCAAUCCUUUUUAGAGAGUAUGUUGAAUAGUACAAAAGUGGAAAUAAGAUUGAUAUUUACGGCAAGAAGAAGUAUAUAUAAAGAAGCACAAUGUUUAAGCUUCUUAAUUUUUCAAGACAAAUACCUCGUAGAUUUAGAAUCAGAAGAUUUUCAAUUAAACAGUGAAGAAAUGCAGAAAAUAUUUGCUCAACAUUGUUUGACACAGAACGUUCAUCCAAUGUUCAUGGACUUGCAUUUCCGAUGUUCGGAAAAUGAUGCUCCCCUAUUGCGAGAAAGAAAUAUUUCAACAAGAAAAUUAAGAGGAAUACCUUCGAAAACACUUGCAAGCGCUGAAUUUGAUCUAAAUGAAUACCCGAUGUUGCCAUUGCUUUGUCAGAUAUAUGCUAGCAACUCCUUAAUUCAAAAACACGGUAUUACGUUUUUCAAAGAACCUUGCGAUACUUUGAUAAAGCAGCUUGAAGAAAUGUGCCUAUUUGAAAAGGAAAAGUACUGUGCGUUAGUCUUGUGUAUGUUAGCGGGAAACGUUGUAACAGGUGAAACAUACGAAAAUCAAGAACUUUUGAAAGACGUAUUCAAAGUUUGUGGAGAAGUUCCAAUAAGAAAAAUUCAAGAGGCAUAUGUACAAAUGCGAGGGACAUUUGUUGUAAAGGUUGAUUAUGGUUUUGCUAUCAGCCCAAAUAUUCUCUUUGAAGUUUUGGCAUGUAAAUAUGCGUCAGAAAAUCCUAGGCAUAUGUUAAAAUACAUGAAUAGUAAAUUCAUUUUAAGUCAUUUGUAUUUGAGCAAGACAAGAAUGCACAACAAUCCAGCUUCAAGUAUACUUUUGCCACGUAAAUUGUUUACGGAAUUGUCGGAAAGGCUCUAUUCCGAUUUACAACAGAAAAAAUAUCAAGACACGUUCAAUAAUGAAUGCAUGAAAGAUGCUGAGUUUCAGUGCUUCUUUGCAGAGUUCUUAAACAGAGUUGAUUGCCGUGAAGUAUACGAAAUCUUCCUUACAUCGUUAUCGCAGUUUGACGAUUACAUCUAUACGAACUCCUCUAUGAAUGAAGAAUUUACUAAAGUUGACGUAUACAAACUUGGCUUUAUGGUUGACCAGCAGUUUGAUGGAGGUGUUUGGGUGAAGUGUGCAAGAGGAAUCAAUUGGGUCAUUGGAUAUGGCCAUUGUGACGUACUUCUGACCAUAGUGAGGAAAUCGGAAGAAUAUUUGUCAUCAAAUAAUGGAAUAUUUGGCUCUGAUUCCAAAGAAGAAGUUCGAAUGUUAAUAUUGGGGUGCUACAGUAAAAAUCUACGUGUGGUAGAGAUUAUCUUAAAAUAUGUAGACCAAUGCUGUAUUGAAAGUGAAUACGAAGGCACAUAUACGCCACUAAUUGCUGCAUGUCAGACUGGAAAUGAGGAUAUAGUAGAAUGUCUUAUACUAGCAGGUGCAGAUGUUAAUAGGUUCAACACAAGUUAUUACAACGUCCUCAGAACCCCGCUCAUUGUUGCAGUAGAAUACGACGACUUGCAUCUGGUAAAACUACUUGUAAAACAUAAGGCUGAUAUAAAUAAAUGCAAUUUUGAAAUGGAAUCUCCGUAUGAAAUAGCUUGCAGAUUAGGCAACUCCUCCAUUGCAAACUUUUUAAGGGCAAACGGUGCUGAUGUCAAUACUACGGCUCUGGUUAGGGCUAUAAAAAACUCCCAUCGAAAUGCCAUCAAAUUGUUGCUGGAAAGAAAACAUUUGAUUAACAAAACUGACUCUUCCGGAAUGACGCCUCUCCAUUGGGCUGUGCAUUGUAAUGAUCUUGUCUCUAUUGAGCAACUGAUCAGUAGGGGCGCUCAAUUGAUCAUGGAUGAUGUGGAUGAUCAUGGUUAUACUCCAAUGGAUAGUCCUUGUUGCGACGGGUUUUCAUCUGCUGUAGAGGUUUUCUCUCAGUACAGCAAAAUAGAAAAGGUUCCGCGACAGACACUAGUGUUAACUGAUGUAAUAAAGGCUAAAAAUUUGCCGAUAGUCAUGGAUUUGUUGAAUCACGGAGCGGACCCAAACCAAAUCAUUGAAGGUGAAUUGCCUCUUUGUGUUGCAUGUGCACGGGGAUAUCUGUUUAUUGUCAAAUAUUUGCUGAAAUGUCAUGCCAAUGUGAAUAGCUGUGACAAUGUCUAUGGUUCUCCUUUACAUGCAGCAGCACAAAACGGAGGUCUGACUAUUACAGAAGAAUUAUUGAGAAAUGGUGCAUGUUCUAAUGUAUUUUACAACGGAUUAUCGCCCUUACACAUUGCGGUCAAAUAUGGACAUUUUGACGUUAUUCAAUGUUUAGUCAAAAAUGGGAGUCACGUAAACUUCAAAGAUGCUAAAAACUUCACAGCUUUCCAUCAUGCUGCGAAAGAAAAUCAUUUGGACAUUGUAAAAUACUUAAUUCAAAACGGCACCGACAUUGGUUUUUCCGACAUCCAAGAAGAUUUGUUAUUCCGAUUAUUGAAACACUAUGAUGUACUAAUGUGUCUUAUUAGGCAUGGUGGAAUUGUGCAGAAAGCUGUUGCAGGAAAUCGACUAGAUAUAAUUAAACUUUUAGUCAAGAACGUAUCACCACUAGCAAAAGCGGAUAUAUUUCGUUAUACACCUAUCAAUUUCAUUACGGCUACAGAAAAGGGGAAUAUUGAAAUGAUUGAAUAUUUUAUCACAAACGGAGUGGAUGUAAAUACACAAGAUACAAAUGAACAAACUCCUCUCUUUUUUGCAAUUGUAAAUGAUCACUACGAAAUUGUGAAUAUUUUGCUAGAUUGUGGAGCGUCGACAGCAGUAAGAGAUAUAUUACAACGUACGCCACUUCACUGGGUAGCAGAAAGACAGUGUCCUAAUCUCGUAGAUACUCUAAUGGCGCACGGAUCGAAAGUAAAUGCCCAAGAUAGAGAAGGGAAGACCCCUCUACACAGAGCAUGCGAAGGUUCCAAUCUUCUCGUAGUCCAAAAAUUAAGAGAAAACGGUGCUGAUAUAAGUAUCAGGGAUAACAAUGGACAUACACCUACCAAUAUUGCUUUUAUGAAUAAAAGAAGAAAUAUUUAUGAAUAUCUAUUUACUUUGGAAUGCAUUAUAAUAUGUCGUCCAUAAUCAUAGUGUGCAUGGUGCGUGUUUAUAGUCACAGUUUUUCCAAAAUCAGGAAACACGUUACACAAUGUUCACGUGUAACCUCCCUCCCAAGUAGAAAAACAAUCUAUAAUCUGUUACAUGUGGGUGUGGUCUCAAAACCGUGGGGUAACAACCUUAGAAAUAUAAAUUCUGAGUAUAUAGUAACCACGUAUUGAUACUUAACAAUAAAAUGGCAGUGAGUUAUAGUAUGUGUUAUUUGUAUAUGAGUGUUUGAUUUGUACAGUUUUAUUUUCAUUAUCAACAAAAUCUCGAUGUGUGAAUGCUGAAGUAUUUUCUAGUAAUCGUUCGGUUUGAUUACUGUUACAUUUCACGAUGUCACCCAUUCUGCGGUCAUAUUACACAUAUGUUAGCUGCAGACUUUUACCUAAUUAUAACGUUGUCUCAGACACAGGCAGUGCAAUGAUUAAAAUGUAUAUAAAUGAAUGAUUCAAAACAGUUAACCUCGUAUUGGCCAUUAAAUCAGUCGAGUAUUGAUAUUAAUGUUGGCAGUAAAUCAAAUUGAAUGUACCUUAAAAUAUGAAGUUAUAAUUUAUGUAACAUGUAUAUUGCAAUUUGCCAGUGAUAAAAGAAUGCGUGUUUACUUGAAUAAAUAAUAAAUGAUAAAAUACGCUCA
Messenger RNA from Ostrea edulis (European flat oyster), 5226 nucleotides. RefSeq lists its product as uncharacterized. The coding region runs from base 264 to 4574 and encodes 1436 amino acids. The transcript has 7 exons. The record is from RefSeq and is a predicted model, not a curated record. Gene Ontology annotation, molecular function: protein binding. NCBI's taxonomy places the organism in Eukaryota, Metazoa, Mollusca, Bivalvia, Ostreida, Ostreidae.